AUGGAAGGGAAGGAGGCGACGGCUCAGCCCCUGGCCCUGGACUGGUCAUGCAGCGAUCUACUUCUGGAGAUUCGAGGCGACGCGCCCAGCCAGAGCUUCGGUAGCAGUGGCCGCAGCGGUCAGAGCGGGCACGGCUCGCGUGGCUUGCGCGUCGGCACCUCGACGCCGGUCUGGGCGCUUGGCCGGGGUGUUUCCCCAGCGUAUCAGGGCCGGCACAGGUGGAAGCUCCGCGUCCUCCGCCUCGCAAAGGACUCCUCGGAAUCUGCAGCAUCCCCAGAAUCGCCACCUCCGCCGCCUCCGUCGCUGCUCUUCGGAGUCCUGGCCCAGUUUCCGGGCGCUCGCCCGAUGCCCAGCGCGGCCUUAGGAGACCCGGCAGGGGAGGGGGUCGAGUCCGAAGAGCCGGCGCUGGCGCUGCUCGCAGACACCGGAGAUCAGCUCUUCUCCUCGAACCUUUCUGCCACUUUGCUUCGUGCUCCGUUGCUCUCCGGACCUCUAAAGGAGGCGGACCUGAUCGAAAUCACGCACGACCUCGACCGGCAAAGCCUGCGCUUCCGCGUCGAAGGCGGAGCGGAGGGUGAGGCCAAGCGGCUGCCCCUCCGCAGGGCCGGCCGCGGCACCCAUGCGUCGCAGCGGCUACGGGAGACGGCUUACUAUCCCUUCAUUGCCAUCAGGGCCGGUGCAGAAGUGGAGCUGCUCGCCCUGUACAAUGCAUCACGUACUCAUGCAGGCUCCUUCUCACUGUGGUUGAUGGAUGUUUCGUCUGUCGGAGAUGGCGAUGUAGUGUGA
Molecule: messenger RNA, 786 nt
Organism: Symbiodinium natans
Lineage: Eukaryota; Dinophyceae; Suessiales; Symbiodiniaceae
Source: the annotation of a GenBank genome assembly